Molecule: messenger RNA, 1099 nt
Organism: Scutellospora calospora
Lineage: Eukaryota; Fungi; Glomeromycota; Glomeromycetes; Diversisporales; Gigasporaceae
Source: the annotation of a GenBank genome assembly
AUGGCAGAAUCAAACGAAUUCGUUCCAGUACUUUCCCUAAAUUCUAUUGAUCAAGUUCAAUUAAAGCGAUACAAAACUUUAAUUGAAAAAUUUGUAACUUUAUAUAAUGAAUCACCAGAUUUUAUUGCACGAGCACCAGGUCGAGUUAAUCUUAUUGGUGAGCACAUUGACUACGCAGGCUUUGGUGUUUUGCCAAUGGCUAUUAGUCAUGAUGUGAUUAUUGCAGUUAGUUUUUCAAAUAAAAAAAGUCAUACAAAUGUCAGAAUAUCUAAUGUUGAUGAAAAGUAUAAACAAAAGUGUUGGAAUUUCGAAGGAAAAGACAAGAUUGUUGAAAUUAUUGUUGAAGAGGGUGUAUCUGAAUGGAGUAAUUAUUUUAAGUGUGGUUAUAAAGGUAUCCUUCGACAUCUUGGAAUUGAAAAUCCCGUCGGAAUGGAUUGUUUAGUAGAUGGAAUUGUACCCAUAGGCGCUGGGUUAUCUAGUUCAUCAUCAUUUGUUUGUUGUGCUGCUUUGGUGACAAGCCUUGCUAAUAAUGCAAUAUUAACAAAAAAACAAAUUACUGAAAUAUCUAUUGAGUGUGAAAGAUUCGCUGGAAUGAACUCUGGAGGAAUGGAUCAAACUGCUUCAAUAUUUUCGCAGUCCGGACAUGCACUCUACGUUGAAUUUUUACCAACACUUAAUGCCACUCCAACGAAAUUACCAACAACCAAUCCACCAAUCACAUUUGUUGUGGCAAAUUCUCUUGUUAAGGCUGACAAAGUUGUCACAGCUCCAAUUCAUUAUAAUCUUCGUGUUGUAGAGACUAAGCUUGCUGCUUAUCAUUUAGGUCAAUUAUUAUUUGGAGAGGGUUGUGAAAAUUUAAAACAUGUUUAUGAUUUAUAUUCAAAAUCUACAAAGGUAACAAUCGAUAACUUGAAAAAACUUUCUGAAUAUGUUGAUCAAGUUUACGAAAAGAAACAGGAAGGUUAUACGCUAGAAGAAUUAUCAAAUAUGUUAAAAUUAUCUUCCACAGAAAUUCAUAAUAGGUUCAUAGAAAAAUUUCCUGUACGUGCCGAAAAGUUUCAUUUGUAUAAGCGUUCAAAACAUGUUUUUGAAGAAUCUU